AUGAAGGAGACGUGCGGUACUUCCAGGCUUCAGAAUGAGCCUCAGAGACAUUAUGGAAUUACGACACCGAUUAGCCUGGCAACACCUAAGGCUAUAGACUUCGCUCAUACAGAGAAGUUGAUUAAAACAAUGAAGGUGUUUGAUGUAUUUGAGGAAGAAGACGAUCUGAAUCAUAGGCGGGCUGUUCUUGACAGACUGAAUAAGUUGGUGAAAGAAUGGAUUUUCGAACUUGGUGAGAGCAAGAAUGUGACAACAGAAAAUGUUAGUGGGAAGAUAUUUACCUUUGGCUCUUACAGGCUGGGAGUACACACCAAAGGUGCUGACAUAGAUGCUCUUUGUGUGGCGCCCAGUCAUGUAGAGCGAUCAGAUUUUUUUAAGUCCUUCUUUCAAAAACUAAAACAUCUGGCAGAAGUAAAAAAUCUAAGAGCAGUUGAAGAUGCCUAUGUGCCUGUUGUCAAAUUUGUGUUUGAUGGCAUUGAGAUUGAUCUUGUGUUUGCGAGGUUAUCUAUGCAAACUCUCUCAGACAACUUGGAUCUUGGAGAUGACUCACAUCUCAGAAGCUUGGAUAUAAGAUGUAUCCGGAGCUUAAAUGGCUGCAGAGUCACUGAUGAAAUAUUACAUCUAGUGCCAAACAAAGAGAACUUCCGGCUCACGCUCCGUGCAAUUAAACUGUGGGCAAAACGACGUGGCAUUUACUCCAACAUGUUGGGAUUUCUUGGUGGGGUUUCCUGGGCGAUUCUGGUAGCAAGAACCUGUCAGCUCUAUCCAAAUGCUAUGGCUUCUACUCUUGUUAACAAGUUCUUCUUGGUUUUUUCGAAAUGGGAAUGGCCAAAUCCUGUCUUACUGAAGCAACCUGAAGAGAGUGAUCUUAACUUACCGGUUUGGGACCCUAGAGUGAACCCAUUAGACCGAUAUCAUGUAAUGCCUAUCAUUACCCCAGCCUAUCCACAGCAGAACUCAACGUACAACGUAUCUACAUCAACACGAGCGGUAAUAGUAGAGGAGCUCAAACAUGGACUUACAGUUACAAAUGACAUUCUUCAAGGAAAGUCAGACUGGUCAAAGCUCUUUGAACCACUCAACUUCUUUCAGAAGUACAAACAUUAUAUUGUGCUGACUGCUAGUGCUGCUACAGAAGAGCAUCACUUAGAGUGGAUUGGACUUGUUGAAUCGAAAAUCCGUGUGCUGGUGGGAAACUUGGAGAGGAAUGAAUUUAUAACUAUUGCACAUGUAAAGCCACAGUCUUUCCCUGGCAACCAAGAACUGUGUAAACAGAGUGGGUAUGUGUCAAAGUGGUUCCUUGGAAUCGUAUUUAGGAAAGUGGAAAAUGCAGAAAGCAUUAACAUUGAUUUAACAUAUGUUAUACAGUCAUUCACAGAUGCAGUUUACAGACAGGCUAACAAUCUCAAUGUGCUAAAGGAAGGUAUGAAGAUUGAGGCAGCUCAUGUGAAGAGAAAGCAUCUCCACUAUUUUUUGCCUGCAGAAACCUUACAGAAAAGAAAGAAGCAAAGCAUGCCAGAUAAUAGCCAAAAUGCUAGUGGGCUUCAGUGCAAAAGGAUUUCUUCAGGUGGACACUGUUUGGACAGUUCCAGAGACACAGACUCCAGAACACCAUAUAAUUCCUCUUCAUUAAAUAAGAUAUCUAAACUGGAUACCUCUACAGCAGAAAUAGAAAGAAGUGGUGUAUAUCAGAGAUCUAGUGGUGCUAACAGCAGAGAGAAGAUACCACAUGUAGCUGUGCCAUUGAUGUCUAAGGGACUCUCCAUUCCUGUUGCUGAUUCAAAAAUGGAGGCUACAGUUGCAAUCAAAAGGUUGGGACCUCCAAGUUGUUGCGCCAUUGCAGGAUGUAACACAGUGUCUCAACUCCGAGCACGUGUUGUCCAAAGACAGCAUGAAUUAAGCGGGACUGCAGUUGUGGAUCCUAAGAAUGCUGCACCUAAACGACCUUAUUCACCAACUUCUAAAGGAUGUCACUCACCUACAUCACAAGAAUGCCCCAAAAAAACAAUGACUGGAGAAAAGUUAACUGGCCACGAUUCAGUGUUCAAAGAUGAUGACAAUCCAGAAGAUGUUGGGAGAUCUACAGAAAAUGGUGUUGGAGGAAAAUCCAUGCGGAUUCCCAUUAUCAACACAACAAGACAACAGAGGCUUUCCAGUAAAGAACUACCAGAUUCUUCAUCUCCUGUUCCAACAAAUAGUAUUCGUAUUAUUAAAAGAUCCAUCAAACUUACCCUUAAUGGGUAACCAGAAUC
This is a messenger RNA of Colius striatus (speckled mousebird), 2252 nucleotides long. It is a transcript of the gene PAPOLG, whose product is annotated as poly(A) polymerase gamma. Gene Ontology annotation, cellular component: nucleus. Gene Ontology annotation, molecular function: RNA binding; poly(A) RNA polymerase activity. The transcript has 22 exons. NCBI's taxonomy places the organism in Eukaryota, Metazoa, Chordata, Aves, Coliiformes, Coliidae. Bases 1 to 2244 code for a protein of 747 amino acids. The record is from RefSeq and is a predicted model, not a curated record.